Pezoporus occidentalis (night parrot) is the source of this 1962-nucleotide messenger RNA. RefSeq names its product polycystin 2 like 2, transient receptor potential cation channel (gene PKD2L2). Gene Ontology annotation, biological process: detection of mechanical stimulus. The coding region runs from base 54 to 1877 and encodes 607 amino acids. Gene Ontology annotation, molecular function: calcium ion binding; calcium channel activity. The transcript has 13 exons. The record is from RefSeq and is a predicted model, not a curated record. Gene Ontology annotation, cellular component: membrane. NCBI's taxonomy places the organism in Eukaryota, Metazoa, Chordata, Aves, Psittaciformes, Psittacidae.
CAGGCACCCCGGAGGCCCAGGAGAAGGGCACCAGUGAGCAGGAGCUGAAGGACAUGCUGCGGGAGCUGGUCACCUACGUGGUCUUCCUCAUAGACCUCUGCAUACUGGCCUUCGGCAUGGUGAGCGUAGACAUGUACCACCUGAACACAGUCAUGUCCCAUCUCUUCAUGGAGCCAGCUGAGGGCGAGAAUGGUUUUGGGACCAUUCGGAGCAAAGCUGACUUCUGGAAGUUUGUACAGGGACCACUGUUGGAUGGCCUCUACUGGGACAAAUGGUACAACAACAAGACGUUACCCUUCCAGAACUACAGCCAUAUUUACUAUGAGAACUUACUGUUAGGAGCAGUCCAGGUUCGACAGGUGAAAGUGCGCAACAACACGUGCUCCAUCUACCCCUAUUUCCGUAGCUUUUUAGACGGCUGUUACAGUGAGUACAGUUACCAAGCUGAAGACAGGUCUGACGAUGCUCUAAGGAGCGAAUCUGAAUGGAAAUACACCCCAGCUGAUUCAUUUACCCUGUGGUAUUUGGGAAAUAUGGGCUUGUAUGGCAGUGGAGGGUAUUUGUUCACCUUACCUAAAUCGAAGCAGGAGAGCAUAGAGAAGUUGGCCUCUCUGAAGCAGAACAACUGGCUCACUAGAGGAACCAGAGUUGUAUUUAUCGACUUCUCAACAUACAACGCUAACCUAAACCUCUUCUGUGUGGUCAGGUUGGUGGUAGAGUUCCCUGCCACAGGUGGUGCUUUCACCUCUAUACAUAUCUACUCUGUGAAGCUCCUCAGAUACAUCACACGUUAUGAUUACUUCGUGGCUUCUUGUGAAAUCAUCUUUUGCCUCUUUAUCAUUACAUUCAUAAUCCAGGAAGCUAUAAAAAUAGUGAAACUGAAACGGGAAUAUUUCAGAAGUGGUUGGAGCUGGCUGGAUUUGAUGCUGCUGAUGGUAUCCAUCCUUGCCAUUGUCUUCAAUAUCUACAGCACUGUAGAAGUGUCCCUGCUAAUGGGAGAGCUGCUCUCUGAUGCCAAUGUAUAUCCAGACUUCUAUUUCCUUACAUUCUGGCAAGUCCUUUACAACAAUAUGAUUGCUGUCAACAUUUUCUUUGCUUGGAUAAAGGUACUUAAAUAUGUAAGGUUUAACAAAACAAUGGGGCAGUUGUCCUCCACUUUAUCUCGCUGUGCCAAAGACAUCAUUGGGUUUGCCGUCAUGUUCUUCAUUGUCUUCUUUGCCUAUGCCCAGUUUGGCUACCUGGUCUUUGGGUCACAAGUUGAAGAUUUUUCCACGUUCCAGAAAUGCAUCUUCACACAGUUCCGUAUUGUGCUGGGAGAUUUUGAUUUUGAAAACACAGAAGCAGUAAACAGAAUCCUUGGACCCAUUUACUUCAUCUCAUUCGUAUUCUUUGUGUUCUUCAUAUUGCUGAACAUGUUUUUGGCCAUUAUAAAUAACACCUAUUCGGAAGUCAAAGCAGACUACGAUGUGAUGCCCAGUCACAAGCUCCCCAUCAGAGACCUCUUUAGACGUAGUUGUGAUAAUGCCCUUAUCAAGCUCAAGCUGAAGAAACCUGAGGAAGACACACAACCAGCAGCAGAGAAGUUGGAAAGCAAGGAAUUACCAUCCACUAGAAAGAAGCAUGUUUCUAAGAGCGAAAAGAGCCCUUCGAAGGUAUCAGAGCUACAGGCAAAGAAAGAAAGACAUCAGAUGAUUUAUGUGCCUGCUCAGAACAUGGCCUCGGACCCAGAUCAGGGCUAUGUCACCAUUGCAGAUUUUCAGCAGCUCGUGAGUUACACAGCUGAAUUGGGGAAGGAACUCAACACCACCAAUGCAAGACUCAGGAGAAUCAUAAGAAACAUGCAACAGCAGGAUGCUGCAGGCAAGCCGACAUGCUGAAACACUUGGCUGCUCAGCUGGUGACAGAGAUGGCCCCAACUCGUCCCGGUUUAAAUACAUCCAAAGUUCCCAUCCCCUUUAUUUU